AUGGAAAACAAGGAUGGAAGCCUUCUCAUGUUACAGUCCUAUGAUGUUUGGUAUGCAACCAUCUAUGGUUUUGUUAUUCUCAAUCCAAAUAACCCUUUAGUAGAUGAUAAAGCUACUCUAGCAAAUGAUAGAAGAAUAAGGCAUGAUCUCUUAUGUGCUCUUAAGAAACAAGAGUUCACAAGGAUUAAAAACUGCAAGACAACUAAAGAAAUAUGGGAUUUUCUCAAGGUUGCUCAUGAAGGGAAUAAUAUAAUCAAGGAGAAGAAGAUACAACUUCUCAAGGUUCAAUAUGAAGGCUAUAAAAUGAAAGAAAAGGAAGCUAUCUCAGAGAACUUAUUCAGGAUCAAUGAAAUUGUGAACAACAUGAAGGCUCUUGGUGAAGAGUUUAAAAAUUUUGAAGUGUGCAAGAUGAUCUUAAGGACCUUAAAUCUAAGGUUUAAUGCUAAGUUCACUAUUCUUAAAGACAAAGACCUCUCUCAAAUGAAAAUUAAUGAUCUUUGA
This is a messenger RNA of Cornus florida, 501 nucleotides long. RefSeq lists its product as uncharacterized. Lineage: Eukaryota; Viridiplantae; Streptophyta; Magnoliopsida; Cornales; Cornaceae. The record is from RefSeq and is a predicted model, not a curated record. The coding region runs from base 1 to 501 and encodes 166 amino acids. The transcript has a single exon.